UCUCCCGAUCUCAAUCACCCCGCCCCAUUCUCCCGUUUUCCAUCACCCCUCCCCAUUCUUCCUCUUUCCAUCACCCGGCCCUGUUCUCCCGCUUUUAAUCACCCCGCCCUAUUCUCCCGGUUUCCAUCACCCCGCCCCAUUCUCCCUCUAUCCAUCACCCUGCCCCAUUCUCCCACUUUCGAUCACCCCGCCCCAUUCUCUUGCUUUCCAUCACCCCGCCCCAUUCUCCCGCUUUCCAUCACCCCGCCCCAGUCUCCCGCUUUCCAUCACCCCGCCCCAUUCUCCGGCUUUCUAUCACUCGCCCCAUUCUCCCGCUUUCCAUCACCCCGCCCCAUUCUCCCGCUUUCCAUCACCCCGCCCCAUUCUCCUGCUUUCCAUCACCCCGCCCCAUUCACCCUCUUUCCAUCACCCCGCCCCAUUCUCCCGCUUGUCAUCACCCCGCCCCAUUCUCCCGCUUUCCAUCACCCCGCCCACCAUCACCCCUCCCCAUUCUCCCUCUUUCCAUCACCCCACCCCAUUCACCCUCUUUCCAUCACCCCGCCCCAUUCUCCCUCUUUCCAUGACCCCGCCCCAUUCCCCCUCUUUCCAUCACCCCGCCCCAUUCUCCCUGUUUCCAUCACCCCGCCCCAUUCUCCCUGUUUCCAUCACCCCGCCUCAUUCUCACGCUUUCCAUCACCCCGCCCCAUUGUCCCGCUUUCCAUCACCCCGCCCCGUUCUCCCGCUUUCUUUCACCCCGCCCCAUUUUCCCGCUUUCCAUCAUCCCGCCCCGUUCUCCCGCUUUCCAUCACCCUGCCCCGUUCUCCCGCUUUCCAUCACCUCGCCCCGUUCUCCCGCUUUCCAUCACCCUGCCCCGUUCUCCCGCUUUCCAUCACCCUGCCCCGUUCUCCCGCUUUCCAUCACCUCGCCCCGUUCUCCCGCUUUCCAUCACCUCGCCCCGUUCUCCCGCUUUCCAUCACCCCGCCCCAUUCUCCCCCUUUCCAUCACCCCGCCCUAGUCUCCCGCUCUCAAUCACCCCGCCCCAUUCUCCCGUUUUCCAUCACCCCUCCCCAUUCUCCCUCUCUCCAUCACCCUGCCCCAUUCUCCCUCUUUCCAUCACCCCGCCCUGUUCUCCCGCUUUCAAUCACCCCGCCCCAUUCUCCCGCUUUGCAUCAACCCGCCCCAUUCUCCCUCUUUUCAUCACCCCUCUCCAUUCUCCCUCUUUCCAUCACCCUGCCCUAUUCUCCUGCUUUCCAUCACCCCACCCCAUUCUCCCUCUUUCCAUCACCCCGCCCCAUUCUCCCGCUUUCCAUCACCCCGCCCCAUUCUCCCUCUUUCCACCACCUGGCCCCAUUCUCCCUGUUUCCAUUACCCCUCCCCAUUCUCCCUCUUUCCAUCACCCCGCCCCAUUCUCCCGCUUUCCAUCACCCCGCCCCAUUCUCCCGCUUUCCAUCACCGCGCCCCGUUCUACCACUUUCCAUCACCCCACUCCGUUCUCCCGCUUUCCAUCACCUCGCCUCGUUCUCCCGUCUCCCGAUCUCAAUCACCCCGCCCCAUUCUCCCGUUUUCCAUCACCCCUCCCCAUUCUUCCUCUUUCCAUCACCCGGCCCUGUUCUCCCGCUUUUAAUCACCCCGCCCUAUUCUCCCGGUUUCCAUCACCCCGCCCCAUUCUCCCUCUAUCCAUCACCCUGCCCCAUUCUCCCACUUUCGAUCACCCCGCCCCAUUCUCUUGCUUUCCAUCACCCCGCCCCAUUCUCCCGCUUUCCAUCACCCCGCCCCAGUCUCCCGCUUUCCAUCACCCCGCCCCAUUCUUCCUCUUUUCAAAACCCCGCCCCAUUCUCCCGCUUUCCAUCACUCCGCCCCAUUCUCCAGCUUUCCAUCACCCCGCUCCAUUCUCGCUCUCUCCAUCACCCCGCCCCUUUCUCCCGUUUUCCAUCACCCCACCCCAUUCUCCUUCUUUCCAUCACCCCGCCCCAUUCUCCCUCUUUCCAUCACCCCGCCCCAUUCCCCCUCUUUCCAUCACCCCGCCCCAUUCUCCCUGUUUCCAUCACCCCGCCUCAUUCUCACGCUUUCCAUCACCCCGCCCCAUUCUCGCGCUUUCCAUCACCCCGCCCCGUUUUCCCGCUUUCUUUCACCCCGCCCCAUUUUCCCGCUUUCCAUCAUCCCGCCCCGUUCUCCCGCUUUCCAUCACCCCGCCCCGUUCUCCCGCUUUCCAUCACCUCGCCCCGUUCUCCCGCUUUCCAUCACCCCGCCCCGUUCUCCCGCUUUCCAUCACCCUGCCCCAUUCUCUCCCUUUCCAUCACCGCGCCCCAGUCUCCCGCUGUCAAUCACCCCGCCCCAUUCUCCCGUUUUCCAUCACCCCUCCCCAUUCUCCCUCUCUCCAUCACCCCGCCCCAUUCUCCCUCUUUCUAUCACCCCGCCCUGUUCUCCCGCUUUCAAUCACCCCGCCCCAUUCUCCCGCUUUGCAUCACCCCGCCCCAUUCUCCCUCUUUCCAUCACCCCGCCCCAUUCUCCCUCUAUCCAUCACCCCGCCCCAUUCUCCCGCUUUCCAUCACCCUAUCCCAUUCUCCCGCUUUCCAUCACCCCGCCCCAUUUUCUUGCUUUCCAUCACCCCGCCCCAUUCUCCCGCUUUCCAUCACCCCGCCCCAUUCUCCGGCUUUCUAUCACCCCGCCCCAUUCUCCCGCUUUCCAUCACCCCGCCCCAUUCUCCCGCUUUCCAUCACCCCGCCCCAUUCUCCUGCUUUCCAUCACCCCGCCCCAUUCACCCUCUUUCCAUCACCCCGCCCCAUUCUCCCGCUUGUCAUCACCCCGCCCCAUUCUCCCGCUUUCCAUCACCCCGCCCACCAUCACCCCUCCCCAUUCUCCCUCUUUCCAUCACCCCACCCCAUUCACCCUCUUUCCAUCACCCCGCCCCAUUCUCCCUCUUUCCAUGACCCCGCCCCAUUCCCCCUCUUUCCAUCACCCCGCCCCAUUCUCCCUGUUUCCAUCACCCCGCCCCAUUCUCCCUGUUUCCAUCACCCCGCCUCAUUCUCACGCUUUCCAUCACCCCGCCCCAUUGUCCCGCUUUCCAUCACCCCGCCCCGUUCUCCCGCUUUCUUUCACCCCGCCCCAUUUUCCCGCUUUCCAUCAUCCCGCCCCGUUCUCCCGCUUUCCAUCACCCUGCCCCGUUCUCCCGCUUUCCAUCACCUCGCCCCGUUCUCCCGCUUUCCAUCACCCUGCCCCGUUCUCCCGCUUUCCAUCACCCUGCCCCGUUCUCCCGCUUUCCAUCACCUCGCCCCGUUCUCCCGCUUUCCAUCACCUCGCCCCGUUCUCCCGCUUUCCAUCACCCCACCCCAUUCUCCCCCUUUCCAUCACCCCGCCCUAGUCUCCCGCUCUCAAUCACCCCGCCCCAUUCUCCCGUUUUCCAUCACCCCUCCCCAUUCUCCCUCUCUCCAUCACCCCGCCCCAUUCUCCCUCUUUCCAUCACCCCGCCCUGUUCUCCCGCUUUCAAUCACCCCGCCCGAUUCUCCCGCUUUGCAUCAACCCGCCCCAUUCUCCCUCUUUUCAUCACCCCUCUCCAUUCUCCCUCUUUCCAUCACCCUGCCCUAUUCUCCUGCUUUCCAUCACCCCACCCCAUUCUCCCUCUUUCCAUCACCCCGCCCCAUUCUCCCGCUUUCCAUCACCCCGCCCCAUUCUCCCUCUUUCCACCACCUGGCCCCAUUCUCCCUGUUUCCAUUACCCCUCCCCAUUCUCCCUCUUUCCAUCACCCCGCCCCAUUCUCCCGCUUUCCAUUACCCCGCCCCAUUCUCCCGCUUUCCAUCACCGCGCCCCGUUCUCCCACUUUCCAUCACCCCACUCCGUUCUCCCGCUUUCCAUCACCUCGCCUCGUUCUCCCGUCUCCCGAUCUCAAUCACCCCGCCCCAUUCUCCCGUUUUCCAUCACCCCUCCCCAUUCUUCCUCUUUCCAUCACCCGGCCCUGUUCUCCCGCUUUUAAUCACCCCGCCCUAUUCUCCCGGUUUCCAUCACCCCGCCCCAUUCUCCCUCUAUCCAUCACCCUGCCCCAUUCUCCCACUUUCGAUCACCCCGCCCCAUUCUCUUGCUUUCCAUCACCCCGCCCCAUUCUCCCGCUUUCCAUCACCCCGCCCCAGUCUCCCGCUUUCCAUCACCCCGCCCCAUUCUUCCUCUUUUCAAAACCCCGCCCUAUUCUCCCGCUUUCCAUCACUCCGCCCCAUUCUCCAGCUUUCCAUCACCCCGCUCCAUUCUCGCUCUCUCCAUCACCCCGCCCCUUUCUCCCGUUUUCCAUCACCCCACCCCAUUCUCCUUCUUUCCAUCACCCCGCCCCAUUCUCCCUCUUUCCAUCACCCCGCCCCAUUCUCCCUCUUUCCAUCACCCCGCCCCAUUCUCUCGCUUUCCAUCAUCCCGCCCCAUUCUCCCUCUUUCCAUCACCCAACCUUGUUCUCCCUCUUUCCAUCACCCCGCCCCACUCUCCAUCUUUCCAUCAUCCCGCCCCAUUCUCCCACCUUCCAUCACCCAGCCCCAUUCUCCCUCUUUACAUCACCCCGCCCCAUUCUCCCGAUUUCUACCACACCGCCCGAUUCUCCCGCUUUCCAUCACCCCGCCCCAUUCUCCCUCUUUCCAUCACCCCGCCCCAUUCUCCCGCUUUCCAUCACCCCGCCCCAUUUUCCCUCUUUUCAUCACCCCGCCCCAUUCUCCCGCUUUCCAUCACCCCGCCCCAUUCUCCCGCUUUCCAUAACCCCGCCCCAUUCUCCCUCCUUUCAUCACCCGCCCCAUUCUCCCUCCGUCCAUCACCCCGCCCCAUUCUCCCUCCUUCCAUCACCCCGCCCCAUUCUCCCACUUUCCAUCGGCCCGCCCCAUUCUCCCGCUUUCCAUCACCCCGCCCCAUUCUCCCGCUUUCCAUCACCCUGCCCCAUGGUCCCGCUUUCCAUCACCCUGCCCCAUUCUCCCGCUUUCCAUCAGCCCACCCCAUUCUCCCGCUUUCCAUCACCCCGCCCCAUUCUCCCGCUUUCCAUCACCCUGCCCCAUUCUCCCUCCUUCCAUCACCCCGCCUCAUUCUACCUCCUUCCAUCACCCCGCCCCAUUCUCCCGCUUUGCAUCACCUCGCCCCAUUCUCCCGCUUUCCAUCACCCCGCCCCAUUCUUCUGCUUUCCAUCACCCCGCCCCAUUCUCCCGCUUUCCAUCACCCCGCCCCAUUCACCCGCUUUCCAUCACCCCGCCCCAUUCUCCUGCUUUUCAUCACCCCGCCCCAUUCUCCCGCUUUCCAUCACCCCGCCCCAUUCUCCCGCUUUCCAUCACCCCGCCCCAUUCUCCUGCUUUUCAUCACCCCGCCCCAUUCUCCCGCUUUCCAACACCCCGCCCCAUUCUCCCGCUUUCCAUCACCUCGCCCCAUUCUCCCGCUUUCCAUCACCCUGCCCCAUUCUCCCGCUUUCAAUCACUCCGCCCCAUUCUCCCGCUUUCCAUCACCCCGCCCCAUUCUCCCUCUUUCCAUCACCCUGCCCCAUUUUCCCUCUUUCCAUCACCCCGCCCCAUUCUCCCGCUUUCCAUCACCCUGGCCCAUUCUCUCGCUUUCCAUCAUCCCGCUCCAUUGUCCCGCUUUCCAUGACCCCGCCCAAUUCUCCCUCUUUCCAUCACCCCUCCCCAUUCUCCCUUUUUCCAUCACCCCGCCCCAUUCUCCCUCUUUCCAUCACACCGCCCCAUUCUCCUGCUUUCCAUCACCCCGCCCCAUUCUCCCUCUUUCCAUCACCCCGCCCCAUUCUCCCUCUUUCCAUCACCCCGCCCCAUUCUCCCGCUUUCCAUCACCCCGCGCCAUUUUCCCUCUUUCCAUCACCCCGCCCCAUUCUCCCGCUUUCCAUCACCCCGCCCCAUUCUCUCGCUUUCCAUCAUCCCGCUCCAUUGUCCCGCUUUCCAUCACCCCGCCUAAUUCUCCCUCUUUCCAUCACCCCUCCCCAUUCUCCCUUUUUCCAUCACCCCGCCCCAUUCUCCCGCUUUCCAUCACACCGCCCCAUUCUCCCUCUUUCCAUCACCCCGCCCCACUCUCCCGCCUUCCAUCACCCCGCCCAAUUCUCCCUCUUUCCAUCACUCCGCCCCAUUCUCCCUCUUUCCAUCACCCCGCCCCAUUCUCCCGCUUUCCAUCACCCCGCCCCAUUAUCCCUCUUUCCAUCACCCCGCCCCAUUCUCCCUCUUUCCAUCACUCCGCCCCAUUCUCCCGCUUUCCAUCACCCCGCGCCAUUUUCCCUCUUUCCAUCACCGCGCCCCAUUCUCCCGCUUUCCAUCACCCCGCCCCAUUCUCUCGCUUUCCAUCAUCCCGCUCCAUUGUCUGCUUUCCAUCACCUCGCCCAAUUCUCCCUCUUUCCAUCACCCCUCCCCAUUCGCCCUUUUUCCAUCACUUCGCCCCAUUCUCCCACUUUCCAUCACCCCGCCCCAUUCUCCCUCUUUCCAUCACCCCGCCCCAUUCUCCCUCUUUCCAUCACCCCGCCCCAUUCUUCCGCUUUCCAUCACCCCGCCCCAUUCUACCGCUUUCCGUCACCCUUCCCCAUUCUCCAACUUUCCAGCACCCCGCCCCAUUCUCCCUCUUUCCUUCACCCCUCCCCAUUCUCCUGCUUUCCAUCACCCCAUCCCAUUCUCCCUCUUUCCAUCACCCCGCCCCAUUCUCCCUCUUUCCAUCACCCUGCCCUAUUCUCCCUCUAUCCAUCACCCCGCCCAAUUCUCUCGCUUUCCAUCACCCCGUCCCAUUCUCCCGCUUUCCAUCACCCCGCCCCAUUCUUCUGCUUUCCAUCACCCCACCCCAUCCUCCCUCUUUCCAUCACCCCGCCCCAUUCUCCCGAUUUCCAUCACCCCGCCCCGUUCCCCCGCUUUCCAUCACCCCGCCCCAUUCUUCCGCUUUCCAUCAUCCCGCCCCAUUCUCCCGCUUUCCAUCACCCCGCCCCAUUCUUACUCUUUCCAUCACCCCGCCCCAUUCUUCCUCUUUCCAUCACCCCGCCCCAUUCUCUUGAUUUCCAUCACCCCGCCCCAUUCUCCCACUUUCCAUCACCCCGCCCCAUUCUCCCUCUUUCCAUCACCCCGCCCCAUUCUUCCUCUUUCCAUCACCCCGCCCCACUCUCCCGCCUUCCAUCACCCCGCCCAAUUCUCCCUCUUUCCAUCACCCCGCCCCAUUCUCCCUCUUUCCAACACCCCGCCCCAUUCUCCCGCUUUCCAUCACCCCGCCCCAUUCUCCCUCUUUCCAUCACCCCGCCCCAUUCUCCCUCUUUCCAUCACCCCGCCCCAUUUUCCUGCUUUCCAUCACCCCGCGCCAUUUUCCCUCUUUCCAUCACCCCGCCCCAUUCUCCCGCUUUCCAUCACCCCGCCCCAUUCUCUCGCUUUCCAUCAUCCCGCUCCAUUGUCUGCUUUCCAUCACCCCGCCCAAUUCUCCCUCUUUCCAUCACCCCUCCCCAUUCUCCCUUUUUCCAUCACUUCGCCCCAUUCUCCCGCUUUCCAUCACCCCGCCCCAUUCUCCCUCUUUCCAUCACCCCGCCCCAUUCUCCCUCUUUCCAUCACCCCGCCCCAUUCUUCCGCUUUCCAUCACCCCGCCCCAUUCUACCGCUUUCCGUCACCCUACCCCAUUCUCCAACUUUCCAGCACCCCGCCCCAUUCUCCCUCUUUCCAUCACCCCGCCCCAUUCUCCCUCUUUCCAUCACCCUGCCCCAUUCUCCCUCUAUCCAUCACCCCGCCCAAUUCUCUCGCUUUCCAUCACCCCGCCCCAUUCUCCCGCUUUCCAUCACCCCGCCCCAUUCUUCUGCUUUCCAUCACCCCACCCCAUCCUCCCUCUUUCCAUCACCCCGCCCCAUUCUCCCGAUUUCCAUCACCCCGCCCCGUUCCCCCGCUUUCCAUCACCCCGCCCCAUUCUCCCGCUUUCCAUCAUCCCACCCCAUUCUCCCGCUUUCCAUCACCCCGCCCCAUUCUUCCUCUUUCCAUCACCCCGCCCCAUUCUUCCUCUUUCCAUCACCCCGCCCCAUUCUCCCGAUUUCCAUCACCCCGCCCCAUUCUCCCACUUUCCAUCACCCCGCCCCAUUCUCCCUCUUUCCAUCACCCCGCCCCAUUCUCCCUCUUUCCAUCACCCCGCCCCACUCUCCCGCCUUCCAUCACCCCGCCCAAUUCUCCCUCUUUCCAUCACCCCGCCCCAUUCUUCCUCUUUCCAUCACCCUGCCCCAUUCUCCCGCUUUCCAUCACCCCGCCCCAUUCUCCCUCUUUCCAUCACCCCGCCCCAUUCUCCCUGCUUCCAUCACCCCGUCCCAUUCUCCCGCUUUCCAUCACCCCGCGCCAUUUUCCCUCUAUCCAUCACCCCGCCCCAUUCUCCCGCUUUCCAUCACCCCGCCCCAUUCCAGCUUUCCAUCACCCCGCCCCAUUCUCCCGCUUUCUAUCACCCCGCCCCAUUCUCCCGCUUUCCAUCACCCCGCCCCAUUCUCCCGUUUUCCAUCACCCCGCCCCAUUCUCCCCCUUUCCAUCACCCCGCCCCAUUCUUCCUCUUUUCAUCACCCCGCCCCAUUCUCCCUCUUUCUAUCACCCCACCCCAUUCUCCCUCUUUCCAUCGCCCCGUCCUAUUCUUCCGCUUUUCAUCACCCCGCCCCAUUCGCCCUCUUUCCAUCACCCCGCCCCAUUCCCCCUCCUUCCAUCAGCCAACCCCAGUCUCCCGAUCUCCAUCACCCCGCCCUAUUCUCCCUAUUUCUAUCACCCCGCCCCAUUCUCCCGCUUUCCAUCACCCCGCCCCAUUCUCCCGCUAUCCAUCACCCCGCCCCAUUCUCCCGCUUUCCAUCACCCCGCCCCAUUCCCGCUUUCCAUCACCCCGCCCCAUUCUCCCGCUUUCCAUCACCCCGCCCCAUUGUCCCUCUUUCCAUCACCCCGCCCCAUUCUCCCUCUUUCCAUCACCCUGCCCCAUUCUCCCACUUUCCAUCACCCCACCCCAUUCUCCCACUUUCAAUCACCCCGCCCCAUUCUCCCCCUUUCCAUCACCCCGCCCCAUUCUCCCGCUUUCCAUCACCCCGCCCCAUUCUCCCGCUUUCCAUCAACCCGCCCCAUUCUCCCUCUUUCCAUCACCCCGCCCUAAUCUCCCUCUUUCCAUCACCCCGACCCAUUCUCCCGCUUUCCAUCACCCCGCCCCAUUCUCCCUCUUUCCAUCAGCCUGCCCAAUUCUCACGCUUUCCAUCACCCAGCCCCAUUCUCCUGCUUUCCAUCACCCCGCCCCAUUCUCCCGCUUUCCAUCACCCCGCCCCAUUCUCCCUCCUUCCAUCACCCCGCCCCAUUCUCCCGCUUUCCAUCACCCCGCCCCAUUCUCCCUCCUUCCAUCACCCCGCCCCAUUCUCCCUCCUUCCAUCACCCCGCCCCAUUCUCCCGCUUUCCAUCACCCCGCCCCAUUCUCCCGCUUCCCAUAACCCCACCCCCUUCUCCUGCUUUCCAUCACCCGCCACAUUCUCCCGCUUUCUAUCACCCCGCCCGAUUCUCCCUCCUUCCAUCAACCCGCCCCAUUCUCCCGCUUUCCAUCACCCCGCCCCAUUCUCCCGAUUUCCAUCACCCAGCCCCAUUCUCCUGCUUUCCAUCACCCCGCCCCAUUCUCCCGCUUUCCAUCACCCUGCCCCAUUCUCCCGCUUUCCAUCAUCCCGCCCCAUUCUCCCUCCUUCCAUCACCCGCCCCAUUCUCCCGCUUUCCAUCACUCCGCCCUAUUCUCCCUCCUUCCAUCACCCCACCCCAUUCUCCCUCCUUCCAUCACCCCGCCCCAUUCCCCAUUCUCCCGCUUUCCAUCACCCCGCCCCAUUUUCCCGCUUUCCAUCACCCCGCCCCAUUCUCCCGCUUUCCAUCACCCUGCCCCAAUCUCCCGCUUUCCAUCACCCCACCCCAUUCUCCCUCCUUCCAUCACCCCGCCCCAUCCUCCCGCUUUCCAUCACCCCGCCCCAUUCUCCCGCUUUCCAUCACCAAGCCCCAUUCUCCCGCUUUCCAUCACCCCGCCCAAUUCUCCCGCUUUCCAUCACCCCGCCCCAUUCUCCCGCUUUCCAUCACCCCGCCCCAUUCUCCCUCCUUCCAUCACCCCGCCCCAUUCUCCCGCUUUCCAUCACCCCGCCCCAUUCUCCCUCCUUCCAUCAACCCGCCACAUUCUCCCUCCUUCCAUCACCCCGCCCCAUUCUCCCGCUUUCCAUCACCCCGCCCCAUUCUCCCGCUUCCCAUAACCCCACCCCCUUCUCCCGCUUUCCAUCACACCGCCACAUUCUCCCGCUUUCUAUCACCCCGCCCCAUUCUCCCUCCUUCCAUCACUCCGCCCCAUUCUCCCGCUUUCCAUCACCCCGCCCCAUUCUCCGGAUUUCCAUCACCCCACCCCAUUCUCCCGCUUUCCAUCACCCCGCCCCAUUCUCCCGCUUUCCAUCACCCCGCCCCAUUCUCCCGCUUUCCAUCAUCCCGCCCCAUUCUCCCUCCUUCCAUCACCCCGCCCCAUUGUCCCGCUUUCCAUCACUCCGCCCCAUUCUCCCUCCUCCCAUCACCCCGCCCCAUUCUCCCGCUUUCCAUCAGCCCGCCCCAUUCUCCCGCUUUCCAUCACCCCUCCCCUUUCUCCCGCUUUCCAUCUCCCCGCCCCAUUCUCCCGCUUCCCAUCACCCCGCCCCAUUCUCCCGCUUUCCAUCACCCCGCCCCAUUCUUCCGCUUCCCAUCAUCCCGCCCCAUUCCCCCGCUUUCCAUCACCCCGCCCCAUUCUCUCGCUUUCCAUCACCCCGCCCAAUUCUCCCGCUUUCCAUCAGCCCGCCCCAUUUUCCCGCUUUCCAUCACCCCGCCCCAUUCUUCCGCUUCCCAUCAUCCCAUCCCAUUCCCCCCCUUUCCAUCACCCCUCCCCAUUCUCCCUCCUUCCAUCACCCCGCCCCAUUCUCCCCCUUUCCAUCACCCGCCACAUUCUCCCGCUUUCCAUCACCCCGCCCCAUUCUCCCGCUUUCCAUCACCCUGCCCCAUUCUCCCGCUUUCCAUCACCCCGCCCCAUUCUCCCGCUUUCCAUCACUACGCCCCAUUCUCCCGCUUUCCAUCACCCCGCCCCAUUCUCCUGCUUUCCAUCACCCCGCCCCAUUCUUCUCCUUCCAUCACCCCGCCUCAUUCUACCUCCUUCCAUCACCCCGCCCCAUUCUCCCGCUUUCCAUCACCCUGCCCCAUUCUCCCGCUUUCCAUCACCCCGCCCCAUUCUCCCGCUUUCCAUCACCCCGCCCCAUUCUCCCGCUUUCCAUCACCCCGCCCCAUUCUCCCGCUUUCCAUCACUACGCCCCAUUCUCCCGCUUUCCAUCACCCCGCCCCAUUCUCCUGCUUUCCAUCACCCCGCCCUAUUCUUCUCCUUCCAUCACCCCGCAUCAUUCUACCUCCUUCCAUCCCCCCGCCCCAUUCUCCCGCUUUCCAUCACCCCGCCCCAUUCUCCCGCUUUCCAUCACCCCGCCCCUGUCUCCCGCUUUCCAUCACCACGCCCCAUUGUCCCGCUUUCCAUCACCCCGCCCCAUUCUCCCUCCUUCCAUCACCCUGCCCCAUGCUCCCGCUUUCCGUCACCCCGCCCCAUUCUCCCGAUUUUUAUCAGCCCGCCACAUUCUCCCACUUUCCAUCACCCCGCCCCAUUCUCCCUCCUUCCAUCACCCCGCACCAUUCUCCCUCCUUCCAUCACCCUGCCCCAUUCUCCCUCCUUUGAUCACCCCGCCCCAUUCUCCCGCUUUCCAUCAGCCCUCCCCAUUCUUCCUCCUUCCAUCACCCCGCCCCAUUCUCCCGCUUUCCAUCACCCCGCCCCAUUCUCCCUCCUUCCAUCACCCCGCCCCAUUCUCCCUCAUUCCAUCACCCCGCUCCAUUCUCCCGCUUUCCAUCACCCCACCCCAUUCUCCCGCUUUUCAUCAGCCCGCCCCAUUCUCCCGCUUUCCAUCUCCCCGCCCCAUUCUCCCGCUUUCCAUCACCCCGCCCCAUUCUCCCGCUUUCCAUCACCCCGCCCCAUUCUUCCGCUUCCCAUCAUCCCACCCCAUUCCCCCGCUUUCCAUCACCCCUCCCCAUUCUCCCUCCUUCCAUCACCCCGCCCCAUUCUCUCGCUUUCCAUCACCCCGCCCCGUUCUCCCUCUUUCCAUCACACCACCCCAUUCUCCCGCUUUCCAUCACCCUGCCCCAUUCUCCCUCCUUCCAUCUCCCCGCCCAAUUCUCCUGCUUUCUAUCACCCAGCCCCAUUCUCCCUCCUUCCAUCACCCUGCCCCAUUCUCCCGCUUUCCAUCACCCCGCCCAAUUCUCCCUCUUUCCAUCACCCCUCCCCAUUCUCCCUCUUUCCAUCACCCCGCCCCAUUCUCCCGCUUUCCAUCACCCCGCCCCAUUCUCCCUCUUUCCAUCACCCCGCCCGAUUCUCCCGCUUUCCAUCACCCCGCCCCAUUCUCCCUCUUUCCAUCACCCUGCCCCAUUCUCCCUCUUUCCAUCACCCCAUCCCAUUCUCCCGCUUUCCAUCGCCCCGCCCCAUUCUCCCGCUUUCGAUCACCCCGCCUCAUUCUCCCGCUUUCUAUCACCCCGCCCCAUUCUCCCUCUUUCCAUCACCCCGCCGUAUUCUCCCUCUUUCCAUCACCCCGCCCCAUUCUCCCGCAUUCCAUCACCACGCCCCAUUCUCCCGCUUUCCAUCACCCCGUCCCAUUCUCCCGCUUUCCAUCACCCCGCCCCAUUCUCCCUCUUUCCAUCACCCUGCCUCAUUCUCCCUCUUUCCAUCACCCUGCUCCAUUCUCCCGCUUUCCAUCACCCCGCCCAAUUCUCCCGCUUUCCAUCACCCUUCCCCUUUUUCCCUCUUUCCAUCACCCUGCCCCACUCUCCCGCUUUCCAUCACCCCGCCCUAUUCUCCCUCUUUCCAUCACCCCGCCCCAUUCUCCCGCUUUCCAUCACCCUGCCCCAUUCUCCCUCUUUCCAUCACCCCGCCCCAUUCUCCCGCUUUCCAUCACCCCGCCCCAUUCUCCCUCUUUUCAUCACCCUGCACCAUUCACCCUCUUUCCAUCACCCCACCCCAUACUCCCGCUUUCCAUCGCCCCGCCCCAUUCUCCCGCUUUCCAUCACCCCGCCCCUUUCUCCCGCUUUCCAUCACCCCACCCCAUUCUCUCGCUUUCCAUCACCCCGCCCCAUUCUCCCGCUUUCCAUCACACCGCCCCAUUCUCCCGCUUUCCAUCACCCCUCUCCGUUCUCCCUCUUUCCAUCACCUCGCCCCAUCCUCCCUCAUUCCAUCACCCCGCACCAUUCUCCCGCUUUCCAUCACCCCACACCAUUCUCCCGCUUUCCAUCACCCCGCCCCAUUCUACUGCGUUCCAUCACCCCGUCCCAUUCUCCCGCUUUCCAUCACCCCGCCCAAUUUUCCCUCUUUCCAUCACCCCGACCCAUUCUCCCUCUUUCCAUCACCCCGCCCCAUUCUCCCCCAAUCCAUCACCCCUCCCCAUUCUCCCGAUUUCCAUCACCCCGUCCCAUUCUCCCGCUUUCCAUCACCCCGCCCCAUUCUCCCUCUUUCCAUCACCCCGCCCCAUUCUCCCCCAAUCCAUCACCCCGCCCCAUUUUCACUCUUUCCAUCACCCCGCCCCAUUCUCCCGCUUUCCAUCACCCCGCUCCAUUCUCCCGCUUUCCAACACCCCACCCAAUUCUCCCUCUUUCCAUCACCCCUCCCCAUUCUCCCUCUUUCCAUCACCCAGCCCCAUUCUCCCGCGUUCCAUCACCCCGCCCCAUUCUCCCUCUUUCCAUCAUUGCGCCCCAUUCUCCCUCCUUCCAUCACCCCGCCCCAUUCUCUCGCUUUCCAUCACCCCGCCCCAUUCUCCCGUUUUCCAUCACACCGCCCCAUUCUCCUGCUUUCCAUCACCCCGCUCCAUUCUCCCGCUUUCCAUCAACCCGCCCCAUUCUCCCUCCUUCCACCACCCCGCCCCUUUCUCCCGUUUUCCGACACCCCGCCCCAUUCUCCCGCUUCCCAUCACCCCGCCCCAUUCUUCCGCUUUCCAUCACCCUGCCCCAUUCUCCCUCCUUCCAUCACCCCGCCCCAUUCUCUCUCCUUCCAUCACCCCGCCCCAUUCUCCCGCUUUCCAUCACCACGCCCCACUCUCCCACUAUCUAUCACGCCGCCCCAUAGAGAUAGGCGCCCAUAGAGAUAGGCACCCAUAG
Closterium sp. NIES-65 is the source of this 14100-nucleotide messenger RNA. The record is from the annotation of a GenBank genome assembly. NCBI's taxonomy places the organism in Eukaryota, Viridiplantae, Streptophyta, Zygnematophyceae, Desmidiales, Closteriaceae.